Messenger RNA from Drosophila serrata, 1142 nucleotides. It is a transcript of the gene Snup, whose product is annotated as snurportin-1. Lineage: Eukaryota; Metazoa; Arthropoda; Insecta; Diptera; Drosophilidae. The record is from RefSeq and is a predicted model, not a curated record. Gene Ontology annotation, biological process: snRNA import into nucleus. Gene Ontology annotation, cellular component: nucleus; cytoplasm.
UCCCUAGCUCCAAUAGUUUUGUUUUCGGAUUCUAAAAUGAUUUCCGCCUUCCAAGAUCUGUACAAAAAAGGGCUGGAUGCCGGUGAACAGCAGAGGCAACGUCAGAAGGAGCUGCUCGAGCAGCAGAAACUGCGCCGUCACCAGGAGCAGGAUGUGACCAGGCCGCUGGCCCAGAAGAACACAAAGCCCUCGGGAGCGCCGCCAAAAAAAAACCAGCGAAAGCAACGUGCUGGCGGUGUCCAUGCUCAACAUAAGCGCUGUCCCUUCCGACCGCAGCUUUCGGAGUGGCUGCGCCAAAAGCCGGAGGAUUUGGACGCGUGGCAACUGGUGCCAUGUCCAGCCGGAGCACGGUGCCUUGUGGUAGCCAAUAGCGGAAGGACGAGGGCGUACUACAAGAGCGGUUGGCAGUUUGAGGAUUUUCGGUCGUCGCUGCCCGGAGACAGGCUUCUCCAGCGAUCGCAGACUGUCCUAGACUGCAUCUAUGUUAAGGAGACGGACUCUUACUAUGUUCUGGACGCCAUCAGCUUUGGCCAGCAGGAAUUGCAGGAGUGCGAGGCAAAUUUCCGCUUCUACUGGCUAAAAGCACGCUUCGAUGAAAAUGAUUACGCCAGUGUUAGUGAGCACAAUGAGAAGUCAUUCUUUCUGCUGGAUCACCACAACUUCGAGGACAGCUCUGCGGUGGAGGAGACCUUACAAAAGUACCCGCUUUGGGAUGAGAACAAGCCACCUCUGGAUGGUUUCCUCUUCUAUCAUAAGGAGGCCAGUUACGUGUGCGGCUCAACGCCCCUGGUCUGCUGGCUGUUCCCCUUCAUGAUGCCGGAUGUGUUGGGACUGCCCGUGAGUAGCAGCUACACAGCUCCAGAGGAUUACGAACCCACACAGCCGCUCCUCUACAUGGAUGAGUUUGAUCGAAAGCUUAAGGAGAAAGUAGCGGCUCGCUUAAAGAAGAAGGAGCGGAGAGUUGUCCCAGAGGAGGAGAAAAUGGAGGCACAGGCUGAGGAGGAUGCGGAAGACAGCGAUGAGUACGCCGCUUUAAAGGAACUCCUCGAUCAGCAGCGGCGCCUGGAGCUCGGUGAACUCGAUAUGGACUGCGAGGAGGAGGUGGAGAAGCUGCCGUCAGCUGAUGCCGACUGCUAAGACAG